AUGUCCGAGGAACACGAUGCCGACACCGAGGGCGUGUCGGUCGGCCCUGCGGAGAAGCGCAGCGGCGAUGCCACUGAGUCCAAGAGUCGAUUUGUCAAGCGAGCAAUAGAGAUGACUGCAGAUAAGUUGACAAGGAGCAAGUCCGCCGGAAACAAGUCACAGCUGUCCCAAAGCCAGCCCUCAUUACCGGCACAGACUCCUAGUCGUAUCCUGAGUUUAAGGAAUCGAGGGAAGGGGAAGGAGAAAUCUAAUGGCAGCAGCAGUCCUGGUGAAGGGGACCCGUCAGAUUUUCAUUCGCAGCUACUGCCUUCACCGAGGCUCAACGAGCGAUCAUCCGCGACGUACCGCCGUCAAAUGCGACCAGCUUCAUCGCGUUCUAAGGAUGAUGAUUCUCCUUUCAUUACGCCACGUUCACCUUCGUUAGGUCCGAAGAGACCUGAGUUACAAACUUUCCGUGGCACUGGAUCGAUACGCGCAGGAACACAAGCUCUGAUUCAAGCUUUGCAAGCCGUACCAUGGACUGAUUAUCAAGAUGAGGAGGAGUACUUGGCCCAAGACAAUGCACCUCUCGAUUCCUCAAGUGACGAAGAGGAUGGUUCGUCUGGGAAUAGGAUGGCGUCCUCAAUACACACAAUUCAUCGCCCAGUAGCUCGUUCAAAACGGGGAGAAUCCACUUGUUCUAUUGCCAGGGCUCCCGGACUACCAAGGGUUCCAGAUAACGAAGAGCUUCCACGGCUGGAAGAGCAGAUUUUGUCAGAGGAGGAUAUUGACGAUGACUUCGAACCCGAACAGCCGGGUCCCAUUAACUCUCAAAGCCUGGAUAUUGAGGACGGUCAACGCACACCGUCUCAGUCGCCUGAGGAUACUGACAUGUCUCCAACGCAUCCUGCUAGAAGGAGCCUCAAUCGUUCAGGCAGCUUGUCUACCGUGAAGAUUCAGCGAAGGACGCGCUUGGCAGAGAAAUUGAGAGAUAUUUUCGAGCUCGAUGGCAUCCACGAGGUCAUCUCAGAGAUGCCCUGUUGGCUGCUUAGAUCAGUUUUGCUGCAAGGAUACAUGUACCUGACCGAUUCGUACCUUUGCUUUUUUGCUCAUAUGCCGUCGAAGGAGGACCAAGUCCUUAAAUCGGGAUCCCUAUCGAAGAAGGCACAACGUACGAAGAGAUGGAUCCGGCACUGGUUUGUGCUGAAAAAUGACGUGCUAUCUUGGUAUCAGUCUCCUUCGGACCCGUACUUCCCUCAUGGGAUUGUGGACUUGCGUUAUGCGAUUACCUGUGAAUCGGUCGGCGAUAAGGGAAUUCGUUUGAGAACAAAUCAGAAAAGCAUUCGACUUUCUGCUGAUUCUACUCCAAGUCGCGAUGAAUGGGUCAAGGCCCUCAAGCGAGUCAUGUUCAAAGCUCAGAAUAUGGGCGAUUGUGUCAGGAUCGCCAUCCCUUAUUCGGCUGUCGCUGACGUCGAUAGAUCUUCUGCCAUGGAUUUUAGCGAAACGAUCGAAGUCAAGGUUGUUGACAAGGGUGAUCAAAUGGCGAUUGAUUCGUAUUUCUUCGCGUAUUUUCGCGACUUGCCCCUCGCUCUCGAGCAAAUUCGCGAUGCAGUACGUAUGAACCGAGGGAUAUCUAGCGACACUCUCAUACCGACAGUUUUGGACACAACCGUCUCACGACCUUCAGCCUCAACUAGCACCCCCCGUACCCAGAGCUUACCCGCACCGGAGUCAACGCCCAAAUCAUCUUCUGGUUUCCGGCUGCCGUCGCUUCUCCGUCCGUUACAGGAGGGAUUACCACUUAGCCGUCCUGGUGUGACUGCCGAGCGUUCUGACAGUGAAGAGUUUACGCACAUCGCCAAGAGAACAACGGGGUCAUUCAUGCCUAUAACCACAUCACCGAUAUCCUCAAUGUACUCGGCGACAGAGCGUUCCCGCAGUCCCGAAGGCGGUGCUCCAAGUUCAGAAGAGGUAGCUGACGAAUCUCUGUCUGGAUCUCACCACACAUAUCCUCCAUCACCAUCACCUUCCCCAUCACUCUCUGAACUUACUGUAUCGCCCAGCAGAGAUAGUUCGAUCAGCUCGUGGGGCGUUGGAGUUCCUUCGUGGCUCAGAAUGCCAUCUAUGCCAUCGCGUAGGACACUAACCAGUGCCUUUGGUGCUUACAAGACAAGCCCGGAACAGACCAUUUCAUCAACCGAAGGCAGCGCUGAAGGGGUGUCCGAAGUGCUAUCUUCCAACGCAGGCUCAGGAAGUCGGAUGUCUUCUGGCUCUGGGCCUGUUGACUUUGGCUACUUCAGCAUCCUUGAAACUCCAGAGACAACGCUUGAUGUGGAGACAGUAGAGCAAUUCCGUGUCUCGUUUGCCUUCGAUGAGAAGGAGAGUCUUCUAGGAGUCUUCCCUGGGUACAUCUUCCGCUUGCUCCCUGUCUACGGUCGGCUGUAUAUAUCUACACACUACUUCUGCUUCAAGUCUAGUGGUCCUUUGGCGACGCGAACUCGAAUGGUUUUACCCAUUGGGGACGUGUUGUCAACCGAAAAGACAAAGGCGUUUAGAUUUGGACACCAUGGUUUGGUUCUCAUUGUUAGGGGACAUGAAGAACUGUUCUUUGAAUUUGCCGAUCAUGAACGCCGAGAUGCAUUCAUCAAUCUUCUUGAACGCCAGAUAGAAGAUGUGCAUCGUCGUUCACAAGCUGGAGAUCCUUGCCGGCGCGACACCCUUACUGUUGAAGAGUCAGGACCACGAAGUUCGUUUGACAAUGAUAACAUGGCGUCGAGCGCGCUUCCUGCAGUAAUGUUCAAUUCUACGUCAUCUACAUUCUUGACUUUCAAGCCUAAAGAAUCCCUCCACUUCACUUUCUUGACAAUUGGCUCUCGUGGGGAUGUCCAGCCGUAUAUUUCCUUAGCCAAAGGACUUAUCAAGGACGGGCAUCGUGCGCGCAUUGCUACGCAUGGAGAGUUCAAAGAGUGGAUCGAAUCGCACGGCAUUGAGUUUGGUUUUGUUGGAGGUGAUCCAGCAGAGCUAAUGCGCAUAUGUGUGGAGAAUGGCACCUUUACAGUCUCCUUCCUCAAGGAGGGCGUGAUGAAGUUCCGCGGGUGGAUAGAUGACCUACUCAAGACGUCAUGGACAGCCUGUCAAAACACCGAUGUUUUAGUGGAGAGUCCGAGCGCCAUGGCUGGCUAUCACAUUGCGGAAGCUCUCAAGAUUCCAUAUUUCAGAGCUUUCACUAUGACGUGGUCGCGAACCAGGGCCUAUCCACAUGCUUUUGCGGUUCCAGAUCAUAAGAUGGGCGGCAACUAUAAUUACAUGUCUUAUGUUCUGUUUGACCAAGUCUUCUGGCGCGGAACUGCCGGUCAGAUCAAUCGAUGGAGACGCAAUACAUUGAAUCUUCCUGGCACUAGUUUGGAUAAAAUGGAACCUCAUAAAAUACCUUUCCUAUAUAAUUUUAGCCCCGUGAUCGUACCUCGGCCAUUGGACUGGCCUGAAUGGAUUCAUGUAACUGGCUAUUGGUUCUUGGAUGAUGCCAAUGUCAGCUCUCAUAAAUGGACGCCCCCAGCCGAUCUCCUUGAUUUCCUUGAGACUGCACGCAAAGCGAAGAAGAAGGUCGUAUACAUCGGUUUCGGUAGCAUUGUCGUCUCCGACCCCAAGGCGAUGACUCGUUGCGUCAUCGAAGCUAUUGUCCGCAGCGGCGUCUACGCCAUCCUCUCAAAGGGAUGGUCGGAUCGGCUUGUCAAGAACGUAGCUGAUGCACCUGAGCCCGAGGAACCACUACCAAAGCAGAUAUACUCCGUGUCAUCGAUUCCUCAUGAUUGGUUGUUUCAGCGAGUUGAUGCUGCAUGUCAUCAUGGUGGUGCUGGGACUACCGGCGCUAGCUUGCGAGCCGGUAUCCCGACCAUCAUCAGACCAUUUUUUGGAGAUCAAUUUUUCUGGGCGGAUCGUGUGGAAGCGAUGGGGAUUGGUAGCGCUGUUCGAAAGUUGACAGUGGAGAGUCUUACACAGGCACUCAUCACUGCUACCACGGAUCAGAGGCAAAUUCAACGUGCGAAGGCAGUGGGAGAGCAGAUUCGUAAUGAGGACGGCGCAGCCACGGCAAUUGAAGCCAUCUACCGCGACCUCGAAUACGCUCGAUCAUUAGUGAAACGUGGUCCCGCCGUCGACACCGAAGAUGAGGAUGUCGAUGCCGAACGCGCGACGAUCCGCGAUUAUCCAUCUUCCCCAGAACGCUCUGGAACGCGAUCUGCUAGCAGUUCCGUCAGCUCUGCGCGUGUGAGCGAUUGGAGCGUCAUCUCCGAGUAG
This is a messenger RNA of Fibroporia radiculosa, 4275 nucleotides long. RefSeq lists its product as uncharacterized. Gene Ontology annotation, biological process: carbohydrate metabolic process. NCBI's taxonomy places the organism in Eukaryota, Fungi, Basidiomycota, Agaricomycetes, Polyporales, Fibroporiaceae. The coding region runs from base 1 to 4275 and encodes 1424 amino acids. The transcript is spliced from 19 exons. The record is from RefSeq and is a predicted model, not a curated record. Gene Ontology annotation, molecular function: hexosyltransferase activity; UDP-glycosyltransferase activity.